Molecule: messenger RNA, 814 nt
Organism: Nematostella vectensis (starlet sea anemone)
Lineage: Eukaryota; Metazoa; Cnidaria; Anthozoa; Actiniaria; Edwardsiidae
Product: lactadherin-like
Exons: 3
Coding region: 74-814 (246 amino acids)
Source: RefSeq, a predicted model, not a curated record
GCAAACUCUUAUAUUUUACAACAGCAAAUUGGGGACGCCUAAAUAUUUUUCCCGUUUAGAUAAAGAAGACCCAAUGAAGCUUAUUCCUCAUCUCUGUCUGGCUAUCCUGUUGUCAUGGCAACACGCCAUUGCCCAAGACUGCAGAGACUACAUUUAUUUCAUGCCUGGCACCCAACUGCUGUACAACGUCAUCGAGACAAAACAGACGACAAAAUACGAGUGCCGAGAAAGCUGCAGUGAAACCCCGCAAUGCGUGUCAAUCAACUAUAAGCAGAAAGAAUCGCGAUGUGAGCUGAACAGCGCUUCCCACAUGACACAUCCGGGAAUGUUAAGACCGGAAGUCGGCGCAUUCUACGCUUUGGUGAAACCGCCGACAAGCUGCAGUGACAAUUACUGUUCAACGGGCAAGAGAUGUGUUAUGACGGGGAAAGGAGUGGCGUACAGAUGUGAAGUUUGCAAGGACGCACUUGGUAUGGAAUCAGGUGAGAUAAGCAACUCUGCUAUAACUGCGUCGAGCUACUAUCUUCAGGGCAUCAACAAAUACUCCAUGCCGUACUAUGCUCGUCUCAACAACGUUGGCCAGAUUGGUGUUUCUAACGGGGCCUGGCUAGCGAAUAAUUAUGUAGCUGGAGAAUACCUUGAAAUCGACAUCGGGAGAAAUGUGGCCGUAGAUGGGGUAGCAGCCCAGGGGGGUCCGGGUGCUACGUACCGGGUAACAAGUUAUAAGAUCAGCUACAAAACCGACCUCACAGCCUGGUUUGUGGUCAAGGAGGACGGGCAGGAAAAGGUAGCUCUAAGUAUUUGUAUUCCCUGA